Molecule: messenger RNA, 1433 nt
Organism: [Torrubiella] hemipterigena
Lineage: Eukaryota; Fungi; Ascomycota; Sordariomycetes; Hypocreales; Clavicipitaceae
Source: the annotation of a GenBank genome assembly
GCGGGGUAUGAGCGUCGCAAUGAGGCCGUUUUACUAUAGCUCGCUUAGCAAGAAAUGUGAUAACUUAGACCAAGGCGAGAAAAUAUAGCUCAACGUAUAAAUAGAGCUCCUUGGCUGUCCCACCAGCCAUCGUAUCAUACCUUUUUCCUACCCAUCCAUCAUUACUUCUUCCACUGAUACACACAUCCCAUUCUAAACAAUUCAAUAUGUCUGACGCAGCUGGAGAUCGCGCCCCCGUGCCUGACCAGGCCGAAUUCAACGCCUGGUUCCCCUCCAAAUUCUCUCUCACACAGUACACCUCUCCCAAGACCGACUUUGACGGUGCCAACUACCCCAAUGCCUACAAAGGUGGCAAGUGGAAGAUCCUCCUGAUUGCUACUCAGGAGCGAUACCUCAAGAUGGCCGGCGGCGAGUUCUUCUCGACAGGUAACCACCCCGUCGAGAUGCUUCUGCCCAUGGUCCACCUCGACGCGGCCGGCUUCGACAUUGACAUUGCCACACUCUCCGGCGACCCUGUCAAAUUUGAGGUGUGGGCUUUCCCCAAGGAAGACGAGGCUGUGAACUCCAUCUACAAGAAGUACGAGGAUAAGAUCCGCAGCCCUAUCAAUCUGCAGGAUCUCUGGGGCAAGGACGGCUUCAGCUCCGAGACGCCGUAUCUGGGUGUCUUCAUCCCCGGUGGCCACGGUGUGCUCAACGACGUCCCCUUUUCCAAGCUUGUUGGCGAUGUCAUUCGCUGGGCUCACGACAGCCAGCGAUACUACAUUACACUGUGCCACGGACCUGCGAGUAUGCUUGCUGCCAAUGUUGGCAAGCCCGAGGGCAGCAACUUCAUCUAUGUUGUCUACGAGAUUGUGGUCUUCCCCGACUCACUCGAUACGGGGGCCAAUAUUGACAUUGGCUAUAUUCCCGGAAAGAUGCCGUGGCUGGUAGGCGAGGAGCUGAAGAAGCUUGGUGUGAAGCCUCUGAAUGCAGGCAUCACGGGCCAGGUGCACCGUGAUAGAUUCCUUCUCACGGGUGACUCGCCGCUGGCGUCCAAUGCUCUUGGCAAGCUUGCUGCUAAUACUUUGCUUGAGGAUGUCGUUACGAGAAAUUAUUGAAGUUGGCGUAUUUUCACCCGAAAACAUAAAGCAAGUUCAAUACACAAGUUUAUAUAUAAUUUAUUCUAAACCAUAAAUCGAACUAUUUGUUAUAUUUUUCUUUGGAGAAAAUGACUAUGCCGUUUCCAUAGGCGUGGAAAGAGUAAAUUUUCCUAAGAAAAUAUCAGGUUAGCCGAAGUUUUCUAUGCGGUUACACAACUCACCGUUGUCGUCAAAGAAGGGACCCCCGUAGUAUUCAGCAGCGUUGGUGCAUUCAUCCAGAGCUUAUCUCACGAACAUGGAAAUUAGAACUCGAACUCCCAGAGUGUAUAGUUGAAGAUGGGACCAGCUCGGCUU